AUGGCGAGUAGUUUAUAUAAAUCUCGUCCUGAGUAUUUACCAUCUCCGAAAUUUUAUGGAUAUAAAAGUAUUAGCGUAGAAGAGGAGAAAAAAUUAAUAGAACGUCUUAGUAAACCAACAAUUUCAAUUAUUCAAGCUCAAUUAACCAGUUUAUCUAGUCGAAGUCAUCAUCAAACAUUAGACAGUCAAAAUCCAAAAUUCAAUAAUGAAAGUAAUGGUGUUAAUCCUAUAGAGUAUUAUGAUGGUGAAACAUUAACUAAUCGAGGGAUUUCAUCGCCACUAUCGUUGUCAUCGUUAUCACCAUCGAAUUGUUCAAGUCGUUUGGUCGACUUGAGAUCAAUUGAUGAUUAUGAAAUAGUUUCGGAUAGACUGAAUAAAUUAGCGGAAAUAUGGAAUAGAACUGGAAAAACUAAUCCACUCUUACCACCAUGUGCAUGUGCUCGUGGUGAAUUAUUGCUGAAAGAAGAUAAUGAAAAUUGGAUAAUGAGCACACAUUGUCAUUGUUCUAGCGCUUGCUCUAAUGUACAUAAUCGACAUACUACUAUUCAAAAACCAGUUGAAUGGAAUAGAAUUAAUAAAAUUGUUCGACGACUUCAUAGUUCAGGAACAGCUGGAUCUAUUGCACGUCAAAAAGAAAGUCAAGCAUUAUUAUCUACAUUGUCAAAACGACAUAUCGAUCAUUCGACUAAUUAUUUUACCGAAAAUAUUAAAAUGCAAAAAAUCACUAAUCCAGAAUCAAGGUCUAGUUUAUUUGAUCAAAGAGGUCAUUUUAAACCAAUUCAAUAUAUUAAUCAGUGGGAAACUUUUCAACAAAUCAAUCAUAAACUUGAUCGAAUAACACGACCGACUACUUCUAGUAAGUUGAAAAGUCGUGGAGUAUGUGUUUUAUGCGAUCAAAAUUCAUCUUUAAAAACUCCUCUAGGUGUAGUUAAUAAUUAUUCAAUUGAUAAAACUCUUCAAUUACAUGAUAAAAAACAAGAAAACGAUUUAAUUGAACGUGUUAUUCGACCUACAUUUGCAUCCCAAACUGAUAAAUGUCAAUGUCCAAAAUCAUAUCAUUUUAAUCCACAUAUCAAGCAAAAUUUAGAUACUAUUGAGUUAAGCGGGGAAUCAAUUAUUCAACGAUUAAAACAUUUCAAUAAACAAUUACCAUUAAUUAGUGGAUUACCAAGAAGUUCUAGUAUAAAUUCAAUUACUAAUCGUUUAUAUUCAGGUAGAUGUCGACGAACUAAUUGUUCAUAUAGAUAG
This is a messenger RNA of Schistosoma rodhaini, 1248 nucleotides long. The record is from the annotation of a GenBank genome assembly. Lineage: Eukaryota; Metazoa; Platyhelminthes; Trematoda; Strigeidida; Schistosomatidae.